AAUAAGAGCUGCAAACAUUCACUUAUAUUGAACAAUUCAUUGAAAAAAUUUUAACGAGGUCAAGUGACGUUUGUGUGCGAAAAGAAGCUCAAGUUGUGUAAUACUACGCGAAUUUAUAUUGUAUUAAAAAAGUGGUAAAAAUUUCCUAUUUAAAUUUGUGCAGCCAUAAAAUCUUAUUGGAGUCUUUUUUUAUGAUAAAAACUAAUUCAAAGUCACAAAAUGCAUAGAGCAAAUACAGCCUUCACGUUGGCGAUAUCGCCAAUAGCCCAUCAAAAUUUUGCCACAUGGCUUCUGAAAGGCAGCAAUCAAAGGGUUCUUAAGAAUGUUGCUGCUGCUUCUGCUGCGUUACGCAAAUACAAUUCAGCUGCCGCUGAACCCUUUGCAAACGGCACUACGGCUUCAUAUGUCGAAGAAAUGUACAACGCUUGGUUACGCGAUCCUAGCUCAGUGCAUACGUCCUGGGAUGCGUACUUCCGCAGCAACACCUAUUGCGGACCUCCAAAUUUGGCUCCUAUACAACCAAAUACUUUACCAAUGACUGCUUUUGCUGGCAUGUCGGCUCCAGCCGGCGUUGCUCCCGAUUCAAAAACCAUUGACGAUCAUCUGGCUGUGCAGGCCAUUAUUAGAAGUUAUCAGAUUCGAGGCCAUAACAUUGCUCACCUCGAUCCCCUCGAAAUUAGUACCCCCGAUUUGCCCGGCAACAGCACAACGAAGGCUGUUUAUGCUAGUUUCAAUUUUGGUGAACAAGAUAUGGAUCGUAAAUUUAAAUUGCCCAGUACUACUUACAUUGGUGGUGAGGAACCGGCUUUGCCUUUAAGAGAAAUUUUAAAUCGCUUGGAAAACGUUUAUUGCAAUAGAAUUGGUAUUGAAUUUAUGUUCAUCAAUUCUUUGGAACAAUGCAAUUGGAUACGUAAACAUUUCGAGACACCAGGCGUUAUGAAUUUCACACCCGAACGGAAACGUUUAAUAUUGGCGCGUUUAACCCGUGCGACUGGUUUUGAAAGUUUCUUGGCCAGAAAAUUCUCAUCGGAAAAAAGAUUUGGCCUGGAAGGCUGUGAAAUGUUAAUUCCCGCCUUAAAAGAAAUUAUUGAUAUAUCUACCGAUCUGGGUGUAGAAUCUGUUAUUAUGGGUAUGCCUCAUCGUGGUCGUUUAAAUACUUUGGCCAAUGUGUGCCGUAAACCGUUGCACCAAAUCUUUACUCAAUUUGCUGGUUUGGAGGCAGCUGAUGAUGGUUCCGGUGAUGUAAAAUAUCAUUUAGGCACAUAUAUUGAGCGUUUAAAUCGUGUCACAAACAAAAAUAUCCGCUUGGCUGUGGUUGCUAAUCCCUCACAUUUAGAGGCUGUUGACCCAGUCGUGCAGGGAAAGACUAGAGCGGAACAAUUUUAUCGUGGUGAUCAAGAAGGCCGUAAGGUAAUGUCUAUUCUUAUACACGGUGAUGCUGCUUUCUGUGGUCAAGGUGUUGUCUAUGAAACAAUGCACUUAUCUGAUUUACCUGAUUAUACUACUCAUGGUACUAUUCACGUCGUGGCCAAUAAUCAAAUUGGUUUCACUACUGAUCCUCGUUUCUCGCGUUCCUCGCCUUAUUGCACUGAUGUGGCUCGUGUUGUCAAUGCACCUAUUUUCCAUGUAAACGCUGACGAUCCGGAAGCCGUAAUUCAUGUAUGCAAAGUCGCUGCUGAAUGGCGUUCUGCUUUCCACAAGGAUGUCGUUAUUGAUUUGGUCGGCUAUCGUCGUAACGGCCACAAUGAAAUUGAUGAACCAAUGUUUACUCAACCUCUUAUGUAUCAAAAAAUUAGAAAACAUAAGAAUUGUCUUGAUCUCUACGCUGACAAAUUGAUUGCUGAAGGUACUUGUACCUCCGAAGAAAUCAAGUCAGUAGCUGAAAAAUACGAAAAAAUUUGUGACGAAGCCAUGGAAUUGGCCAAAAAGGAGACUCAUAUUAAAUACAAAGAUUGGUUAGAUUCGCCUUGGUCUGGUUUCUUUGAGGGCAAGGAUCCCUUGAAAGUAUCGCCAACUGGUGUUAAGGAAGAAACCUUAAUACACAUUGGCAACCGAUUUUCAGCUCCUCCUCCAAACGCCGCUGAAUUCGUUAUACACAAGGGUCUGACACGUGUUUUGGCUGCUCGUAAGGCAAUGGUCGACGAACGUGUAGCUGAUUGGGCGCUUGGUGAAGCCAUGGCCUUUGGUUCUUUAUUAAAGGAAGGAAUACAUGUACGUCUUUCCGGGCAAGAUGUAGAACGUGGCACAUUUUCUCAUCGUCAUCAUGUCUUGCACCAUCAAUUAGUUGACAAGGCUACCUACAAUCCUUUACAACAUUUAUACCCUGAUCAGGCUCCCUAUUCAGUCUCAAACAGCUCUUUGUCCGAAUACGCAGUAUUGGGUUUUGAACAUGGCUACUCCAUGACUAACCCCAAUGCCUUGGUUUUGUGGGAAGCUCAGUUCGGUGAUUUUCACAAUACGGCUCAGUGUAUUAUCGAUCAGUUUAUAUCGAGCGGUCAAGCUAAAUGGGUGCGUCAAUCUGGCUUGGUGAUGCUAUUACCUCACGGAAUGGAGGGUAUGGGCCCUGAACAUUCGUCGGCACGUAUUGAGCGUUUCUUGCAAAUGUCCUCUGAUGAUCCCGAUUACUUCCCACCCGAAUCUGAUGAAUUCGCUAUUCAUCAGUUGCACGACAUUAAUUGGAUUGUUGCUAAUUGCACUACUCCGGCAAAUUUGUUCCAUAUUUUACGUCGUCAAAUCGCAUUGCCGUUCCGCAAGCCUUUGAUUCUCUUUACACCAAAAUCUUUAUUGCGUCAUCCUGAUGCCAAAAGUCCCUUCAGCGAGAUGAGUGAUGGCAGUGAAUUCCAACGCAUCAUACCAGACAGGGGCCCAGCAGGCGACAAUCCCAGCUCCGUUAAGAAAGUUAUUUUCUGUUCUGGACGCGUAUACUAUGACAUAGCUAAGACACGCAAAGAAAAGGAUUUGGAAAAGGAAAUCGCCAUCGUACGCGUGGAACAGAUUUCUCCAUUCCCCUUCGAUUUAAUCAAAGAGCAAUCAAAUACAUAUAAAGAUGCUGAAUUCGUUUGGGUUCAAGAGGAACACAAAAACCAAGGUUGUUGGUCUUAUGUGCAACCUCGCUUUUUAACCGCUCUAAAUCACAGCAAAGACGUUGGCCUCAGUGAUGUGUCGUCCUCUCCCUCUGCUACUACUAAGACUACUACUACUACCACCACCACCACUAGCACUACUAAUGUCCAAGAUUCCGAUACUAGUGAUACUGUAUCAUCCCACAUUAAACCGAAACCUUGGUUAAGUCGUAUGUUUGCCAGCAAAACUGCUGAUGCUGCUGCUGACAAGGCCAAUACAUACGGUGGCACUCAGCAACAACAGCAGCAGACCGGUGCUUUUUGUGCUACCAAACAUUUCGAUCUUAAGAACGUACAUCAUGAUUUCAAUAGGCCCUCUGGUAAUGCGGCGGCACCCGGUGUGCGUAUUUCAAAAACUGGACGCAAAAUUAGCUACAUUGGUCGUCCAUGCGGUGCUUCGACUGCUACCGGUUCAAAGGCUCAGCAUAUACGUGAAUUGAACGCCUUCCUGACUGAUGCCAUGAAACUGUAAAUUUGGUAUAAAACGAUUUUCGAAGUGUUCAAGUCGAACACUCAUAUCUAUACCGCUAUAAUAAACUGACUGUAGUGAUCAUUUCGCAGGAACAACAACUCCGUAUAGAGUGAGAGAGAGAGAGCGUUAGACAAAAAAAAGGUUUAUUUUUUAUUUUUAUAUAUAUUUUUUUUUUUUAUUUAUUUAUUUAUUUUUAUUUUUUAUUUUUAUUUUUGUAUCCUUUAUGUCUUGUAAACUUUCUUUCACAAGUUAUACACAUAUAUAUAUAUAAAUAACUAGUUUUCUUCACUUCGGUUUUCUCUGGACUUUUAUUAA
Molecule: messenger RNA, 3909 nt
Organism: Glossina fuscipes
Lineage: Eukaryota; Metazoa; Arthropoda; Insecta; Diptera; Glossinidae
Product: 2-oxoglutarate dehydrogenase, mitochondrial-like
Exons: 12
Coding region: 220-3594 (1124 amino acids)
Biological process (GO): tricarboxylic acid cycle
Cellular component (GO): oxoglutarate dehydrogenase complex; mitochondrion
Molecular function (GO): thiamine pyrophosphate binding; oxoglutarate dehydrogenase (succinyl-transferring) activity
Source: RefSeq, a predicted model, not a curated record